AUGUCUAAGAGGACCGUCUUCACAACGGUGACGCCGUUACCAACAGGUAUCACACGAGAGACAGUUAUGGAAACUUUGCGCUCGCAUGUCGAAAUGAUAGAUUUGAAUCCUCUAGUGGAAGAACGUCAUCCGAUCAAACCUCCACCAAAUGCUACUGCCGAAGAAUAUCAUUGUUUAUGGUACUCUUUGACAGAUCGAGUACAAUAUCUUCCUGGGGGACUGAUGUCCGGAAAAGUCUCGUAUACCUGCUGCUUUCACGAUCUCGAAAAUGGACUGCAAACACACUGCUAUGCGCCCCUGGGAUUGAACAUCAGAGGAAAGUGGACUCUUGGUGGGUCGCUACCCGGAGAACCAGUUGCGCCAGUCGAAAUGGGAGUUAAUGUACCUUUACACGGGUUAUGGUUGAGAGAGGAUGUUGACAUGAAAUGCAAUAUUGUUAUGACAAGCUUUGUAAAGAAAACCCUCAAGAAAUCACACUCCGCGUUAGUAAACCGUCUACUGGUUAAGGCUCAACUUCUAGAUCGCUCUAUCAGCAAUGCUCGACUGAAUGAGAGGACCCUCAGUACACCAGAAUAUGCCACACAACGACAACGACCCUUUUCAACACAAACGCCCUUAUCACAACCAUCGACUACAUAUUCUCCAAUCAGCGAUUAUGAUAACGAUAGUGUAUCUGCAGAGUCGGAAGUUAGAUCACCACAAUACUCUACAUUUGCUGCGCAAAACACACCAGCUUCACAGAAAUCAAAGGUGUGCCCGCCAAUAACCUCACAGAGUCCUCAACUACAGACUUCGCAAGUACAUCCCGCUCUUCGAGUUGGCCCACCUCAACCUCAAGCAAACCCCGAGUUUAACGAAAAGCCCAUCUAUCCCAAAUACGAUCCCUCAGCUUAUCCUCGAGCUCUAGAUGUCCGCCGCGAAAGUGCAUCAUCUUGGAACGGUUCUGAUCAGGGCUCAGGAAAUCCAACAGGCCGCGUGUCUUACCAAAGCUCUGCUGAUAGCAUGCACAAUGAUAACAGGAAAAGAAUAGCGUCGUGGCAAAACCCAGUUGGAAGCAAUAUGUGGAAUUCAUCUCGACCACCAAACCCAGGAACCCAGGGAGCCGCGGCUCAUUAUCGCAUUGCCUCUUCCCAGUCUGGAUAUAGCAAUCCGAAUCCUGCGCAUGAAAGGAGGGAUGAAUCAGGCAGACAAGAUAUAGGAAAUAGGGCGAUUCCGCCUCCGCCGACUUAUCAUGCUGAGUUGGAAGGAUAA
Messenger RNA from Botrytis byssoidea, 1251 nucleotides. RefSeq lists its product as uncharacterized. Lineage: Eukaryota; Fungi; Ascomycota; Leotiomycetes; Helotiales; Sclerotiniaceae. The transcript has a single exon. The record is from RefSeq and is a predicted model, not a curated record. Bases 1 to 1251 code for a protein of 416 amino acids.